GGAAGAGAGAGGAGCCACACAACCUAAGAAAAAGAAGAAGAAGGAGAGCUGGCCGCAGGAGUUUUCCAGGUGCGUAGGCCUCCUUGUUCGACUCCUAACUUGAGUUCCACUAAUCCAAUUAAAACGUGUGAGGUGCCCACUGAAAUCUCUCGAGAAGAGGAAUCCAUAGGUGUACGGUUUGAAGGAAACGGAGCAGAUUAAGGCCUCCAAAUCGUCCGAACACAACGAAACCUUGAAGAAUACGUGUGUGGUAUUCAAAGUUAGGGAACGAAUUCGCCGGAAAACACCCGUUCUAGGGACUGUUUUCGUGUUGACGUUUAGGGGUUGAGAUAGCACUGUGAGGAGGAUGUUUAACACUCAUUUUUAAGCAAGGAAUCAUUUCUUAAUCCACCUUGGCCGAAGCUUUGACCAUUGGAUCAAGAAGGAGAAAUUUAAAGCGCAUUUAAGGGAGGAAAUACUUUUUAAAUAUGAUGAGUUUGCUGUUACAAGAGCAGAGAUGCUGUCGUUGCAUGAAAACCAACAUAUAAGCGCAUAUGUAUUGGAUGCAUGGUCCACAAUGCUUAAUGCUAGGGAAAAUUUGAGGAGCAGUCAUUCACUGUGCCGAAUGUUUGCAAGAGCUUAUGAUUGCGUGCAUAGCUGGGUGGGUGAAUUAACACCUAAGAAAGACCGACCUGUUAUUUUGAAUGAUGCGGUAGAGUUUGCAUUGGCAGGAUUUCCGGAUAAUAUAAGCAUAGAGCAUGUGGAGUUGUUUUUCUUCCCGAUAAUGCAACCACGUCAUUGCUAUGUUAUAUGUUUCAAUCGGAUUAACCAGCAAUGGGAGAAUCUAGAUGCGUCAACGUCGACACUGAAGGUUGCUGACAAGUACAGCGAAAUGCCUAGCAUUUUGAAAGAUAUGUUUGUGCACUACAUGACUAUUAUUGGAUUGGGUAACAAGGUCAAGGGGCUGAAAAAAGCAAAAGCGAAGAAAGUUGUGAUGAACUGGCGCCAUGAAAACAAUGAGUAUGAAUGCAAUGUCCUAACAAUGAGACUUGUGGAUAUAUAUAUGGGCCAAGGCAGUAAAGGGUGGGACAUUGGAAUAAAAAAUGGAGACAAGAAGCACAUGGCCGCGAUUCUUUCAGCGGAGUGCAAUGAGAUGAAGAAAACAAUGUGGAAGAGGUUAAGAAGUAUGCAAAAGUGAAGAAGCAAGACAAAGGAAAAUUAAAGAAGUGAACUGAGGUGUUUUAAACAUUAAAACAUUUGUUUGGUUGUAUUGUUUGACGAGAAUUGCGUUUUGGUUAUGUUUUAUUUGAAGCUUAAUACGUUUUUAGACUAUUUAGAAUAUGUUUAAACAAGGUAUUUUUGCAUGAAUUUGAUGAAUUUUAUAUAUUAUUGAAAAUUUUCAUGCUUGA
Messenger RNA from Cuscuta europaea, 1388 nucleotides. NCBI's taxonomy places the organism in Eukaryota, Viridiplantae, Streptophyta, Magnoliopsida, Solanales, Convolvulaceae. The record is from the annotation of a GenBank genome assembly.